Molecule: messenger RNA, 1397 nt
Organism: Branchiostoma belcheri (Belcher's lancelet)
Lineage: Eukaryota; Metazoa; Chordata; Leptocardii; Amphioxiformes; Branchiostomatidae
Product: HIG1 domain family member 2A, mitochondrial-like
Exons: 4
Coding region: 164-499 (111 amino acids)
Biological process (GO): mitochondrial respirasome assembly
Cellular component (GO): mitochondrion
Source: RefSeq, a predicted model, not a curated record
CGUUGACCUUUGGAUUCGAACCGGAAGUUGCGUCACAUAUUCCAAGGGCAGUAAGCCGCGGCCUUGCAAAGCCACUGGACUGAAACUGUGUCGUCUGCAAGGCCUGCUAAACUGUCUGCCUCUCCGAUUUUCCUCCGUUUUCGAGAAGAAGCCACCAGUCAACAUGACGUCCACAGAUGCACAGGAGUACGCCAACAGAAGCAAGCUAUGGGAGAAGUCCAUGAAAGAACCUAUGGUCCCUAUUGGCUUGGCAGGCACUCUGGCGGCAGUAAUGUACGGUGCAGUCAACUACCGGAAGUACCGGCGAGCGGGGAUGUCCACGUCCGUGUUCCUGAUGCAGUUCCGAGUGAUCGCCCAGUCCAUGGUGGUGGGCUGUAUGACGCUAGGCGUCGGGUACACACUAGUCUCAGACUACGUCCUCAAGCACCGACAACCAGCAAAAUCCAGCGACGGUUAUGAGUCGUCAACCUAUCCCUACCCUUGGUGGAUCGGACCGUGACUUCAGAACACUCUAACAUCUCAUGACUUCUGCAAACUCCAGCCUACAUAUUGGAUUCUAUGAAGCUUGUUUAAACUGAAGUUGGAUUUACCCAGAUUUUUGACUCCGCAACUCCAAUCUUCGUCAAGUAAUGAGUCCUUGACGAAGACUAGAGAAUGAUGCACCUUUGAGUUUGAAAGUUUGGGUAAUUAAUAAGUCCAAUUGCUUGAGUUGGAUAUUACAGUUCAAACAUAUUGACUUCUACAGGCACAGAACUCUCAAGAUGAAAUCGAAUUCAGACUAGUAUAUUGUAUACAGUGGACUCCAGAUCAAAGUUUAAGCUUGAAUCAUUUCUUCAAUCAUUAUUGCAGUCAGAAAUCCAGAGAGAAAUUUUGCUGCUUUAGUUCUACUUGUAGUUUGAGCCACGAGAAUAACUUAGCAAAUUAUUGAGUGUACUUAGAUUAUGUAAUAUUCAAAUUACUGUUAUUAUACGCAGUCUCUGCAUUUAUUACAAGGAAGACAGCAAACCUAAAUUUAUAUAUCAUAAUAUAAUAAUUUAAAGAUCUUGUGAGCUGAUUUUUUGUUGCAUUUCUGAGAUCAAGUCUGUGUAAGGUAUACAUAGUUUGUUGCAGUUAAACUGCUUGCAUAGUGUAUUUUGAAUUCCCUUUAGUUUACCAGUUACGUUUAAGGUGUAGAAAUUGCUUUCUCAACUAUCAAAUGAAUGAAAAAAUGUUUCUGUGCAGUACAUGUGUAAAUAUUAUGAUUCAAGUUUGCUUUCAAAUCUUUAAAUAUGCCUAAUGUGAUGCACGUUUUUGUUGCUUAAGCAUUUUCUCCAGCUUUAUUCUGCUACAUGUAGUUUGCUAUAGGAACAUGCAGCUCCCUUGAAUAAAUGGAGCUGAAAUAUAUGCAUUGACAAAGA